This is a messenger RNA of Trichophyton verrucosum HKI 0517, 609 nucleotides long. RefSeq lists its product as uncharacterized. The transcript has 4 exons. The coding region runs from base 1 to 609 and encodes 202 amino acids. The record is from RefSeq and is a predicted model, not a curated record. Lineage: Eukaryota; Fungi; Ascomycota; Eurotiomycetes; Onygenales; Arthrodermataceae.
AUGGUUAACUUCUCCCCCUGCGCUGCCUCGUCUUCCUCCAUCACCAACAGUCACCACCACCACCAGAACAACAACAACCCGCCCAUCGAGUCUCCGGCCAUCUCGUCUUCUUUGGCACUCGCAGCUCGUUCACUUUUCUCUUUAUCGUCGGCUUCAGUCAUGGGUCUCGCCUCGAAAAUGGCUGCUGCCAACCAGGGCGCGCCCUCCUCCUAUCCCGGCGGCCCCCCUCCUCCAGGCGGCGGCGGCGGCCCAGCAUACCCCGGACAGCAACAGUACCAGGCCUACCCCGGCCCUGGCGGCCCUGGCGGCCCUCCGCCACCCCAACUCCUGCUCCUCCUCUUCCUGCUUUCUUCAGGCAACAUUGCAUUAAAGAACCUCUGUCCGCCGUUAUUUCACCCGCUAUCUGCACCUGUUCUCUGUUGUCGUUGUCGUUUUGUGCUUCUUUUGGUUCCUGUUCCACUGUUUGCUUGUGACGUCAUAACUAUGGCUUGUUUCUCGGACCAAGUAACAAAUCUCUAUAACUAUGCUUUUGAUCGCGAGCCAAUUGCAAAAGAAAAGGCCUUUGCUGGCCUGGCUCAUGACCAUAGCAAUCAAUCCGAACUCCCAUAA